Messenger RNA from Sardina pilchardus (European sardine), 6138 nucleotides. RefSeq names its product pecanex 1 (gene pcnx1). Gene Ontology annotation, cellular component: membrane. Lineage: Eukaryota; Metazoa; Chordata; Actinopteri; Clupeiformes; Clupeidae. The record is from RefSeq and is a predicted model, not a curated record.
GGCCAUAACCGGAUCAUAGCGUACAGCCGGCCGGUGUAUUUCUGCCUGUGCUGUGGGCUCAUCUGGCUGCUGCACUAUGGGAGUGAGUGGUGGGGCCCCUCCCGCUUCACCCUCUACGGAGUGGUCAUCACCAGCUCCCUCCUGCUCGCCUCCGCACGAGACCUCGUCAUAGUAUUCACGUUGUGUUUCCCGGUCAUCUUCUUCGUGGGGCUGCUGCCACAGGUCAACACCUUCGUCAUGUACCUGUUUGAGCAGCUGGACAUCCACAUCUUUGGGGGAAAUGCAUGCACCAGUCUGCUGUCCUCUCUCUACAGUGUUCUACGAAGCCUCGUCACCGUGGCGAUGCUCUAUGGCCUCUGCUACGGUGCCCUGAAGGAGUCGUGGGAUGCGGAGCACAUCCCUGUGCUGUUCUCGGUGUUCUGUGGGCUGAUGGUGGCCGUGUCCUACCACCUGAGUCGCCAGAGCAGCGACCCCUGCGUCCUCAUAUCUCUGGUCCAGUCUAAAGUGUUCCCCAACCUGAAGGACAAGAACCCAGAGGACCCUCUGUCCGAGGUGCACGACCCGCUGCCCGAGAAGCUACGCAACUCAGUGAACGAGCGUCUGCAGUCGGAUCUGAUCGUGUGUGUCCUCAUCGCUGUGCUCUACUUUGCUAUCCACGUCAGCACCGUGUUCAUCGCUCUGCAGCCCUUCCUGAGCUAUGUGCUGUAUGGGCUGCUGGGGGGGGUGGGGGUGUUGACCCACUACCUGCUGCCUCAGCUCCGUAAGCAGCUGCCCUGGUACUGCUUCUCCCACCCCCUGCUCAAGACCCGCGAGUACUACCAGUUCGAAGUCCGAGGUGCAGCCCAUGUGAUGUGGUUCGAGCGUCUGCACGUGUGGCUGCUGUUUGUAGAGAAGAACGUGCUCUACCCCCUCGUCAUCCUCAACGAGCUCAGCGGCAGCGCCAAGCAGCUGGCCAAGAAGCUCAACACCGAGCUGGGCGCUCUGGUCAUCACGGUGGCCGGUCUGAAGCUGCUGCGCUCGUCCUUCAGUAGCCCGACGCACCAGUACAUCACCGUGCUCUUCACCGUCCUCUUCUUCACCUUCGACUACCAGCACCUGAGCGAGACCCUGCUGCUCGACCUCUUCCUCAUGUCCAUCGUCUUCAGCAAGCUGUGGGAGCUGUUCUAUAAGCUGAGGUUCGUGUACACCUACGUGGCUCCGUGGCAGAUCACCUGGGGUUCAGCCUUCCACGCCUUCGCUCAGCCUUUCGCUGUUCCACACUCUGCCAUGCUGUUGGUGCAGGCCGUGGUGUCGGCCAUCUUCUCCACGCCGCUCAACCCCUUCCUGGGCAGCGCCAUCUUCAUCACCUCCUACGUGCGCCCCGUCAAGUUCUGGGAGAGGGACUACAACACGAAGAGAGUGGACCACUCUAACACACGCUUGGCCUCCCAGCUGGACAGGAACCCAGGCUCUGACGACAACAACCUGAACUCCAUCUUCUACGAGCACCUGACGCGCUCUCUGCAGCACGCGCUGUGUGGGGACCUGCUGCUGGGUCGCUGGGGCAACGUCACCACGGGCGACUGCUUCAUCCUCGCCUCCGACUACCUCAACGCGCUCGUGCACCUCGUGGAGAUCGGCAACGGCCUCGUCACCUUCCAGCUCCGCGGCCUGGAGUUCAGAGGUACGUACUGCCAGCAGCGGGAGGUGGAGGCGAUCACGGAGGGCGUGGAGGAGGACGAGGGCUGCUGCUGCUGUGAGCCGGGACACCUGCCCCACCUGCUGUCCUUCAACACCGCCUUCGGACAGCGCUGGCUCGCCUGGGAGGUCCUGCUCACCAAGUACGUGCUGGAGGGCUACAGCAUCACCGACAACAGCGCCGCCUCCAUGCUGCAGGUGUUCGACCUCCGACGCAUCCUCACCACCUACUACGUCAAGGGCAUCAUCUACUACGUGAUGGCGUCGCCCAAGCUGGAGGACUGGCUGGCCAACGAGGCGAUGCGCGAGGGCCUCCGGGCCUGUGGAGGGCGCCACUACGUGGACCUGGACCCCACCUUCAACCCCAACAUCGACGAGGACUACGACCACCGGCUGGCCGGCAUCUCCAGAGACAGCUUCUGCGGGACCUACCUCAGCUGGAUCCAGUACUGCAACUCACGCAGGACCAAGCCUUUGGAGAGUGAGAAGGACUCGUGUCUGGUGCUGCUGUGUUUUGGCUUGUGUGUGCUGGGCCGGAGAGCGCUGGGGACUGCAGCUCACCAUAUGUCCAGUAACCUGGAGUCGUUCCUGUACGGGCUGCACGCGCUCUUCAAGGGAGACUUCCGCAUCUCCUCGGUGAGGGACGAGUGGAUCUUCGCUGACAUGGAGCUCCUCAGGAAGGUGGUGGUCCCGGCCAUCCGGAUGUCACUCAAACUACACCAGGACCACUUCACGUGCCCAGACGAGUACGAGGAGGCGGCGGUGCUGUUCGAGGCCAUCUCGGCGCACCAGCAGAGCCUGGUCAUCGCCCACGAGGGCGACCCGGCCUGGCGGAGCGCCGUGCUCUCCAACGCCCCCUCGCUGCUCGCCCUGCGCCACGUGCUCGACGAGGGCACCAACGAGUACAAGAUCAUCAUGCUCAACCGCCGAUACCUCAGCUUCAGGGUCAUCAAGGUGAAUAAGGAGUGUGUGCGUGGGCUGUGGGCGGGGCAGCAGCAGGAGCUGGUGUUCUUGCGGAACCGUAACCCCGAGCGCGGAAGCAUCCAGAACGCCAAGCAGGCUCUGCGGAACAUGAUCAACUCGUCGUGCGAUCAGCCAAUCGGAUACCCCAUCUACGUGUCGCCCCUGACGACCUCGUACUGCAAUAGCCACGCCCAGCUCGGCCACAUCCUGGGCGGACCCAUCAGCUUCGGCAACAUCCGCAACUUCAUCGUCAGCACAUGGCACAGGCUGCGUAAAGGCUGUGGUGCUGGCUGUAACAGCGGGGGCAACAUAGAGGACUCUGAUGCGGGGGGGCUGUCGUGCGGCAGCGGGAACGGAGUGGUCAGCGACUCCCAGCAGAGCUCCGUCUCCCAGGGUGGACUCUCUGGACCCGCCGCUCCCCACUACCAGCCCCACUCCAUAGGCACCAGUCACAGUUCCCAGUCGGUGCAGUCGGCUCUGGUGCGUCACUCUCCGGCGCGUGCCUCGGUGGCCAGCCAGUCGUCGUCGUCGUGUCGCUACGGCAGCAGCCGCCACUCGUCGCUGCGCACGUCGGCCACGGGGCUGGAGCCCUGCCGCCGCUCCUCCAGCAGCCAGCUGUCGCUGCGCACGCUGCCCACCUCCCUGCAGCUGCGCCUGGGCACCGCCCCCCCGCCCGGCCCCGCCGUGGAGCCGCUGCCCCCUGGUGGUGGAGGAGGAGGAGCAGGAGGAGCAGGAGGAGGAAGAGGAGGAGGAGGAGGAGGAGGAGGAGGCCCCUCGGGCUCGUUGUCCAGCCACAGCAUCCCGGCCUGCAAGCGGCACACGCUGGUGGGGUUGCUAGGCAGCGAGGGGCUGGGCGCGGCCCUCGGGGAGCCGCCGACGGGCACCACCAACACCACCGUCACUACGGCGACCAUGCUGAGCCACGCCGGGACACACACACACUACCACCCGCACAUGAUGCACGCGCCACACACACACACACACACACACCACCCCACGCUGGGAUGCCUGCGCCGCGACGACAUCUCCUACCGAGUGCAGAUCGUGGACGUGGGUCAGGUGCUGGAGGUGAUCAACAUGUCCAAGCGGAAGGAGCUGCAGUGGCCAGACGAGUGUGUGAGGCUGCGCUCUGGACGCAACUACUGGAGAGACUGGAGCCCCCACGAGGGCAUGGAGGGACAUGUAAUACACCGGUGGGUGCCUUGCAGCCGCGACCCGGCCACGCGCUCCCACAUGGACAGGGCCAUCCUGCUGGUUCAGGUGGAGGAGAAGCUGGUGCCCAUCGUAGAGAUGGGGGUCAUCGAGCUGGGCGCCGAGGUCUGACCUCUGACCUUACUACAGAGGGCAAAGUUCAACUGGGGUCGUUGCCCUAACAACAAACCCUUUCAACAGUCCCCGUGGUGGGACCAGAAGCCAGGGAAAAGUGCAAGUUCAAAGGCAGAUCAUGUACACACACACACACACACACACACACACAUGCGUUAACACACACAGACGGAAACCUGCCUUCUUGCGUGUGUCACACCAAUAUGCUGCAUGAGGGAUGGACUCCCAUCAGAACUUUCCUUAAGUUGAACAUUGCUGGGUUUUCUUUUUUCUAUGCAUCAAAUUAUGAUUAUGGCAACGAUGUUGACGACAGUGACUAAUGAUGUUUAGCGCAAGUCACUCAAAGAUUCAUGCCUUCAUACAAACACACACACACACAGACACACGCACAAAUGCAUGCAUACAUACAUACACAUACAUACAUGCAUACAUACAUACAUACAAACACACACACACAUAUUUCUGCAUACAUUCAUACACACAUACAAGUACAUUAUGCACAAACUGUUCAUACACAAGCACAACUCAAAGCUCUGUAAUCUGGUAUAGGCACACACACACUUAAAAACUGACCUUUGCGUGUACAAUAUGGACACGUCCACAUACGUACACUUAAACACACAAAGACUCUGUUAGUGGUGGUUAGGAAUGGGCAAACCUUGUGUUUGUUUUGUUUGGUUUUGUUCUUUUGUUUGUUUAUUUGUUUGUUUGUUUGUUUGUUUGUUUUUGUAUAAUUUGUAAGAAAUCUUUUGCCAAAAAAGCCUGGUUCCCAAAGCCUGGCGUUCGCCACAUGCGAGAGGCAUGUGAAGCUUCUUUUGCUGCCAAGAGAGAGGGAGGACACUACCGGCCCUUAGCCAAUCACACCACUCAAUGGGCUGCAGCCUAUCAGCACUCACUAUACAGAGCAAGCUGUGCUCCAUCACUAGACUGACAGAGCCUUCAACCAAUCAGGACACUGAAGUGGCCAUUGAAGUCAAAGGGCCGUAGCCAAUCCAGAGACCAGAACAACCCCUUCAGUGCUCUGACUGGAUGUAUUGGAGGCCUGUAGCCAGACUGAGAGCCUGAGCAGUAGCUGCUCUUUGCCGCCUGACGAGUUACAGCCAACCGGGUCACCAAAGAGCUGUAGCCAACCAGGAGCCUGAAGGGACUCUAGCCAACCAAUCACAGGUUCAGGAUCAGUAGGUGCUGCACUAUAGUUUUCUCUCCUGGUCUGAGUCCACUCCUGGAGCCCUGUGUCCAGCACGCCCCCCCCCCCCCUCGUGGUCUGACCCCUCUGAGGGCGCAUUGGGGGAGUUCAUCUGGCGCAGGCCCAGCACGGUAACGGCCCUGACUCUGCAGAGAGCAGAACGGAUUUGGGCCAGAGCCGGGCCAGAGGCCGCUACGGUGGCGGCGCCGCUCGUGGGCACAUGCGUCUCUGCGGCGUCACGUCAGGUGGGUAGCGUCACUGAAGACGCAGCACAUCUCUCAGCUGGUGUGCCGUGUUUAUAAUGCAGUGCACGCGGUCACUGUCAGGGCGCUAGCUCAGCUGUAGCGGCGCCCCCGGUGGUCUGGCAUGAGCGGCGCAGCUGUGUAACGGGCACAGGCCCAGCAGUGGCCUCAGACCAGGUCAGCUGUUUCAGCGAUUUUCAUGGUCAUUCCGUUUUAUUUUUUAUUUCAUUUAUUUACAGUUUAUGAAAUAGCACAUUGUUUCAUAGAAAUGACAAAAAAGGCUUGCACUAUAUAUUUUUUGUUUUUGUUUGAUUUACAGUAAUGCACUACAAUCUUGAAGAUAUAUCGAGCUAUUUAUUACUCACCAUCUUGAAUCGCCAUGGUAACCGUUGCCUUGGGAAUGAAAAAUGCAAUCAUCAUUCUGCUCAUCAGCCAUUUUUGUUUUUGUUUUAUCCUUCUGCAUUUUUCUUUAACUUGAAAGAAUAAAGUUUUUACCAUAUAUAGUUAUAUAAAUAUAUGAAUAUAUAUUAUAUGUGAUUGUAAAAAAAGGAUUUUGUUUUGAAUAUUUAUUACUGUGAACAUUGUAUUUACAUUUUGUUACGACUUCAUUUAUGGGACAAAGGUAUAUAGUUAAAUGUAUCAAGGACCAUCGGUUUGAAACAGAAGGCCGAACUUUUUGAUGGACUGUUCCCUUAUUUAACUUGAUUCUUUUGUAAGAGGGCAAAUAAAGGGUGUUUGAUUUAA